This is a messenger RNA of Brassica rapa (field mustard), 3407 nucleotides long. RefSeq names its product putative F-box/FBD/LRR-repeat protein At4g13965. Gene Ontology annotation, molecular function: protein binding. The record is from RefSeq and is a predicted model, not a curated record. Lineage: Eukaryota; Viridiplantae; Streptophyta; Magnoliopsida; Brassicales; Brassicaceae.
GUUCAUGCAUUAGAUGUUUUUCCAAUAUUUUAUGAUCCAACAUAUAAUGUGGUCUUACUACUUAGCUUUAUGAGAUUUAAGCAAUCUCAGAUUGACUGCAUUAAUGCAAGCUUACUUUGUUAGAAUGAAAUUUUUUUGAGUAUUACUAAGAGAGUCUUCGUUGUUUCCAUAAAUCACUUCUAUGUAGUUGUACUCUAAUUGUUUUUUAUUUCUUUUUUUAGAUGUUGAGUUCUAGUUUGGCCUUCGUUUGACCGUUUGGAGAUGCAAACGUUAGUUUACUAUGCUUUUCAGAUAAAAUAUAUGUAAAUCUGUUUUGUUUUGUAUGUUGCGUUUUGACAUGACCUUUGACAGUCUGGUAAGAAAAAGAACCUCAACUUUUAUCUGUUGUCUCGAUGAUAUAUACAAUAAUAAGGUUUGUGAUCUUAUAGGUAGCUGUUAGCUUGUUGGCAUUUGGAAAUAUGUAACAGAAUACUUAACUAAGUUCAUAAUAUGACCAGAGAUAAUAAAAAAACAGUUCGACUCCAAGAGGGAAUUUGACUGAACAAUAAGCCGGAGGCGAGAGAUCGAUACCAAAGAGAACAUACACCAAAACUUUCACACCAGUUAAUUUCUUGCUUUUCAAGAAAAGAAUAUUAUGAACAUGUAUAUUCGUUACCCAGUACGUUUACCACGUCGUGAAGCUUAUAUCAAGAUAGUACAAUAUUCAACAUAUAUUUUGUGAAAUAAUCUGCGUUAUGUAGUUUUGUAUUUCAAAUUGGUAAUUUUAAUAUUAUCCAGUAAUCUUUAUUUUAGUCGGAUAAUCUUCAACCCUAUACCCAUAUGUGGGCCCAACAAAGAAAAAGGGUAGCCUAUGGAGUUGAUUAUAGUUUUCUUUAAUCAUAUAAGAGUUGACUAUAUUUGUUAUUACUUAUAUCAUGCGGCAGCAUUAGUCAAAAAGAAGAACAUAAAAAGCCCUAACCUCAGCCGUCUAAUUCUGCCACCUCGAUCUCAGCCCUGCUACCUACACGGUACAGCAAAUUAUCUAGAUUAUCACCAAAUAGUUAUCUUUAUUAAUUAACUACGAUAAUUUUGUAGUUAAUUGCGAUAAUCUUGUUAUCCAAAAAAACACAACGAUAACGUUGUUACAUUUUAUGGUUUUAGUUUAGAAUAGGUUUUUAGUUUUGGAGUUUUGUCGGUCUUCAUUGUUUUCGUGUUGGUGAAGCUUUCUAUCAAUACUGCACAAAAUUCGAGCAGCUAAUUCAUCUCGCGUGUGUUUGUAGUUCGUCAGAAAAGCGUUUUAAGCAAGCUUAAUUCAUACACAACACAAAAAAUAUCAUCAAUGGAACGGCAUAGGUCAGUUUCUUUGUAUGUUUUAGAUGUUCUUAAAUUUAUCUCCAUAACUCAAAACCAACUAGUGUUUUUUUGUUUGUUAACUUAAUUUUUUGUCUUUUGACAGUAAAAGAAGAGUUACUGGGAGCAUGAGCAAUCAAGACCUUGAGAAUGCUGACAGGAUCAGCGAGUUGCCUGAGGCUUUGAUCCUGCUGAUAUUGUGUCUACUUCCUAUGAAAGUUGCCAUCGCCACAAGUCUCUUGUCUAAGCAAUGGAGAUAUCUUUGGAAGUUGAUGCCUAAACUCAAGUUUGACUAUUUGGAUCACAAACGUCAACUCGGGACGUUUUCAAGUAAUGUUUGCUCGACUUUGGUUUCACACAUGUCUCCGGUCCUACAGAGUUUGUAUCUCAUUGUUCAUCAAGAAAGAUGUAAUGCAAAGGAUAUUGGAAUCUUGCUUGGAAUUGCACUGGGUCUCCAUGUGCACGAGCUGGUUCUCGAAGUUCGAUCUAGGGAAGUGUACAAAUUUCCUAGAAGCUUGUUUAUAGUUAAUACACUACGGACCUUGAAACUAAGGUAUAAUGUUCAUAUGGAUGUCCCUUCACUGGUUCGUUUCAAAUCCCUUAGAAAUCUGCACCUUCACUAUGUAGAAUACAGGGACCAUAAUUCAGUUAUUAACCUUUUUGGUGGCUGUCCUAAUCUCAAAACCUUGACGGUGCAUAGAUAUUCACAUAGCAGUGUGAAGACAUUCACUAUAUCAGUGCCAUCUUUAGAGAGGCUAUCAAUUUAUAAUAGCAAUGGUGGACAAGUAGAUUGGGGCUAUGCGAUAAAUGCUCCUUCAUUGAAGCUCCUAAAGAUUAAAGGAAUUUGUGGUCUUGGGUUUUGUCUAAUCGAGAAUGUUAUGGAGCUGGUGGAGGCAAGUAUCAUUGAUGUCUCUAGUAUAUCCAACGAGAACCUUCUAGGGUCUCUAACUUCAGUAAAACGUCUUUCACUGAGAAUAUCUCCCUUGAAGGUUACGUUUCCUACCGGUAGCAUCUUCGAUCAGCUGGUGUACUUGGAGCUACAUGCAUAUAAAGAAGCAUGGUGGAAUCUACUUACCCUUAUGCUUGAUAGGUCUCCUAAAUUGAAAACCCUCAAGCUCAUCAACAAAUGGCAUUGUGAAAAAGAAUAUGUGGGUCGUGGGGAAUGGAAACAGCCAGAGAAUGUUCCUAAAUGUUUUUGGUUUCUUCUUGAGACAUUCAUAUGGAAAGGCUACAAAUGGCAACGAGAAGAUGAGAAACAAGUGGCAAAAUACGUUCUAAAGAACGCAAUUAAUUUGAAGAGAGCAAUUAUCUCCUCAAAACGUAUCAAGCCUAAAGAGAGAGUAGAGGUGGUCAAGGAUUUGAAAAGUGUGGUCAGGGCUUCAAAUUUCUGCCAGCUUAUAUUCAAAUGAAAAUACAUAUUAGGAUAGUUUUGUAACUUAUACGGUGCUUCCAGUUCAACAGAUUUCUAGAGAUUUACUAGAUUUUUUUGAUCAUCGCUUUAAAAGCGCAUGAUUUUGUAUAUAAUAUUUUUAAUUUAAUGAAACACGAAUCUUUGAUUUUAAUUUAUGUUCAUAUUUUUAGGUUGGUUUAAUUCUCUGGUAAACAUUGAAAAUAUGUAAUAAUUUUAUUAUCUAAAAUAGUAUAAAAUAUAUAUUUUACUAAACUUUCAUUCAUUUUGAUUUAUUUUAUGUGUUUUUCUACUUUUAUAGGGAAUUAAAAAUAUAUUUAUAAAAAUAUAUUUAUAACAAUUUUAUUAUUUGAUUUAGAUGAGAAUAUUAUAUAAUUUUCAUCGAGAUGAUAAUUUCUAUAUAUAAUAUUAUUUGAUUUAAAUUAUUGAAUUUUCGCCUGUUUGUUAAUAGUAGAUUGUACAUAUGUAAUAUAUAUAUACUAGGUGUUUUGCCCGCGAUGCAAGCUUAAACAUUUUCAUAAUUUUUGAAAAGUUCUUUGUACACAAUAUUCAUUAUAUAUUAAAAUAAAUCUUAAAAUAACUUAAUAUUAUAUUUUUAAUUAUAUAAUUAAAAAAAUUAUUUGAUUAAUAUUUAAUUAUGUAAUUUAUGUUUUUAACUUUUUACUAAAAU